This is a messenger RNA of Cloeon dipterum, 1349 nucleotides long. RefSeq lists its product as uncharacterized. The record is from RefSeq and is a predicted model, not a curated record. NCBI's taxonomy places the organism in Eukaryota, Metazoa, Arthropoda, Insecta, Ephemeroptera, Baetidae. Bases 57 to 1031 code for a protein of 324 amino acids. The transcript has a single exon.
ACCGCAGACAGCACACAAGUUAUCCAAGGCUUGAGGGGCUCAGAUCAGCUCUAGCCAUGUGGUACCCGCGGCCGUGUCUGGUCGCUCUCGCAGUCCUCUGCACGGCGGCGUUGGCCCGCGAACUCCCGCUUUUCCGCCAACAGGCGGCACCGCAACUGGACGCCAGAGGCCUGGUCAUGUCCGUGCGGCCCGUCAGGGAGUACAUCCCCGGAGACUUGGCGCCGGCACCCUCGCACCACUACUUCUGGGGCGGCGACCUGGCCGUGGCCGCUAGUGGAGGACACGGAGGUGGAGGCGGCGGCGGCGGUGGUGGAGGCCACGGAGGCGGCAGCGAGAGCAGCAGCAAGAAGGGCGGCGGCAAGAAACACCACUCGUCGCACCACGGCUCCAAGGGCAGCAAGGGCUCCAAGGGGCACAAGGGCAGCAGCGGCUAUGACAAGGGAGAGAAGGGCCACCACGACAAGGAGGACAAGUCCGGACACCACAGCGAGGACGGCGGCCACAAGAAGGGCCACCACGAGGAGGGCGGCCACCACAGCCACCACGACAAGGGCAGCAAGGGCGAGAAGGGCUCCAGCUUCGGCGAGAAGGGUGGACACAAGAAGGGAGAUUCGACCAAGGGUUACCACAACACGUACCACAAGGACGAGUACAAGAAGGAGCACAAGUUCUACGACGACUUCCACAAGGGCGGCCACUCCAAGAAGUACGGUGACUUCGACGAGCACCACUCGGACAAGAAGGGAGGCCACGAGAAGGGCGGACACCACAAGGGCGGCCACCACGAGGACAAGUACAACAAGAAGGGUCAUCACGACAAGGGACACCACGACAGCGACCACAAGGGCUGGAAGGGCGAGCACGGCCACGAAGAGUACAGCGGCCACCACUACGACUACGGCAAGAAGGGCGGCGACGAGGGACACAGCUCGCACGGCUUCAGCUCUGGCGGAGGCGGCGGUGGCGGACACGGAGGCGGUGGCGGCGGAGGCGGUCACGGAGGCGGCGGCGGCGGCGGUGGUCACCAUUAAAAUCCUCUCCCUUUUCCUGCUGCCAAACUUGGUCUGCUUUAAUUUAUUUUAAAAGUUUCAUCAUGAAUCGAAAUAAGCGGCCAACCGAGGUGGGCACCCCCCUCUCCUUGCCAUCCCUUACCCAUCCUAUCAUCCCUCCCCCCUGAGGAACCCCCGAAAUCGUUUUGACCGUGAAUGCUGUUUUUGUUUUUGAGAUCUCGUUGUUGAUGUUGUUGUUGACUACUUGUUGAUUAAUGUGUAGAAUAUUUGCAUGUUUCCGAGAAAAAAUGCUUGUUAUGACUGCAAAAUAAAACCCCCCAAUAUAUUCAACUGAAAUAA